Messenger RNA from Rotaria sordida, 1697 nucleotides. Lineage: Eukaryota; Metazoa; Rotifera; Eurotatoria; Philodinida; Philodinidae. The record is from the annotation of a GenBank genome assembly.
AUGCCAGCUCAAGUUUUUAUUAUUUCACCAAAAUUACCACGAUUCGAAGCAUCGAUAAGUAAAGAACAUUUUCCAGGAAAAAAUAAUUCACAUUCUGAACCAAAUACUCCAUUUGGUCAUCAAACAACAUUUUCAAAUGAUUAUAAAUUUUCAAGUGAUAAUAAAUUAUCAAAAAUUAAAAGAAAUUCUUCUAUGCGUAUAAAUCCACCAAAACCUAUAGCUGAUAGUUCAUUCGAUUGGGAUGAUGAUGAUCAAAAUUUUGGUCAUCAUAUAACACUUAUUCAACGUCAACGUCAAAAAUUUAAAGAAGCACUUUCUCGUAUUGAAAAUAAUAAAUUACAAAAUCCAACGCUUUCAUCUAUUGUUUCAGCACCAAUAGUUGAAAUAACUGCUGGAUUAGUAGCAUCAACUAUGAAUGAUUAUACAAUAACUCCAAAACGAGAUGAAAGUACAGAUUUAGAAAUUAUUCAAGGUCAAACAUUACUUCAUUUAGCUGCUAAACUUGGACAUGAAGAAAUAAUGCGUAUGUUAAUUAGUGAAACAUCACAUGCUAAUACAUUAUUAAAUAUACGAGGACAAACACCAUUACUUUGUGCAAUUGAAGCUGAAUCAACAUCAACAGCAACAUUAUUAAUGGAACAUGAUCCAUUAUCAUUAACAUGUAAAGAUAAUAUUGGUUCGAGUGUAUUUCAUUAUGCAACUGAACAAUGUAAUUAUAUUGUUUUAUGUCGAGCUAUAUCAUUACUUAAACGACUUAGUUCAAGUACAACUCGAUUAAUUGCAUUACAACGACUUAUUGAAAGAAAUGUUAAUGGUAAAACACCAUUUGUAAUUGCAAUUGAAAAAGGUUCAUUAAAAUGUAUUAAAUAUAUAUUAAGUAGUAAAUGGUUACAUCGAAAUGUUGAUAUAGGAGAUUUUAUAAAUGCUGAUUCAUUAAAAACAACUAUUGAUAAAGAUCAAACAGAGAUUGCAUCAUUUUUUGUAUCGAAUACACGACGUUUUGCAGCUAUUAUACAAAUAAAAAUUAAUGCUAAUGGUCAUAUUUAUAAUGUACUUGAAUAUUCAAUAGCAUUAAAAAAAUCUGAUUUUGUUCGAAUAUUUAUUAGUGUUAGAAUUCCUAAUGAAGAACGUGAACUUUAUCGAUCAUAUAAAUAUUUUUUAAAACAUUAUAAUGUUGCUUAUUCAGGUUCAAGUUAUGAUCAAACACCUAUACAACGAAUGUUGACUAUGGUAAGUAAAUAAAUAGAAAAUAAUUAUGAAUUUUUGUUUUUUUUUAUUACAUGGCAAGUUUACAUAUAAUUUGAUAAAACAUUUUCUCAUCUAGAAGAUGACUCAUGUGAAUUGUUGUAAUGUAUAAAAAUUCAUUGACGUUAUAUUUUGACUUGUUGACAUUCAUUAUCAUUCAUAUGACGUCAGGAAUAUAUUACAUUAGAGAAGAUUGACAUAUACGCAAUACACAUGCAAUAUGUCAAGGAAAUCUUGGAAAGGUUUCAAAUUAAUUAUUUCAUAAUAAAUAUUAUCCUACGAUCAAUAGAUUCAUUAGUCAAAUUAAUCAGCUAACAAACUUUCGAAAAUUUUUUACAAUUGAAAAUAAUAUGUAAUUAUAGAAUUUUUGAUCGAUUUAUUUUUCUAAUUUUUCAGUUUAUUAAGUUUAAAUACAACAAGAAUUAACUACAACCGUAUAUUGUUUUUUUUUU